GCACUUCCGUAAAAUAUGAUUAGCGUUCCUUCCGGUUCGGGGACACUGCGGACGACACGUCUUGCAUUCUCGCUUGCAGAACAGAUUAAUUGCGACGUAACAGGGCAGCAUGACCAACAAAAGGAGAAAUAAGACAUCCAUGAGGGCAGGAAGGAAGCAGGUCAAGCAUGAUGAUGACCAGGAACCUCGAGAAGACAGUUCCAGUCAUCCGCUCUCGUCCAAGAUGGUGUCAUUGUCAAAUGAGGUGGCGACCUCCAAGGACCAGCCAGAACACGUCCUGAAGUGUACAAUGUGUACAGAAGUGUUCAUCAAUCCCUGUACACUUGGGUGUAAUCAUACAUUCUGUCGUAAUUGUGUUGUAAAUUACACCCAGACCAGACCAGAAGCUAUCAGUGCCAAGUCUCUCAUCUGCCCUUUCUGCAACAAGAUGACAAAAGUGCCUGAAACUGCGGGCUCAUUUGAGGAAUUUGCAGAAGAUGUCAAGCCAAGCAUUGUCAUACAAGGACUUCCGGGGACUCUUUUGGUCCAGAUUCUACGGAUACAACCUCGUGUGUGUACUGCAAAGAGAGAGGGGAGACAACUCCAUCUACUGUCAAGUGCUCAGUCUGUGAUGAAACACUGUGUGAGAAAUGUGUCGCCGACCACAGUCGCAUCCAUCAGGUCACUGACCUGUGUACAGAGGUCAAGGUUAAUAGACCAAAAGCAAUGUGUAAUGUACAUCCGCAGGAAUGCAUAGAGUUUCUGUGUAAAAAUUGCAAGAAGACGAUAUGUGACAAAUGUACCUUAUACCACAGAACAUGUGAUUCAGUUGUCGAGAUCAAUUCACAGAUCGGGACCAUGAGAACAGAACUUAAGAAGAAGCAAAAGACGUUAUCAAAGAAGCAAGAAGACAUGAUAUCCAAAACUAAUGAACUGAAAUCAACACUAAAUAUUCAAACGUCUCGAUACAAACAAAUGGAAGAAAACAUUAUGUCUUUAACACUGGAAGUCAUUGAAGAGAUCAAGGUGAAGGAAAGAAAACUUCUGGAUGAUCUGAAAGAGAUAUCAGACAGUCACAUUGGACCACUGAAAGCACAUAUAAAGUCGAGAGAGUUGUCAGCCCAGAUGUGCCAAGAAGAGGCGGAACUGAUUGAUGAGGCAUUGCGCUCUGAGGAUGACAAGAGUGUGUAUAUGAUGUAUGAGGGUUGUGAAGCAGGCGAUGUGGAGACUGUGGGAGACAUGUUUCCAAUGUCGGAGAAAGGAAGAAUAGGCAGAGUCACUUUCCUACAAGACAAUGAAAAGCUGAGUAAAGCACUGGAGCAUCUAGAGUUAGGCGAGUUUGACGUCUUCUAUGACGGUGUUGUGGAUCUGACAGCUCACCCUGUGUUACAAGACACCAUCGAUGUCCGAAUACCUGAAAAUAGGGGUAAAGGAUGGAUUGCUGAUGUGACAGUGAUAGUGGUGGAUGGUGUUGAUACAAUUGUAGUCACUGACCGGAACAACAGCAAUCUGAAUUCCUUCUACUUUAAGAACAAGCAGCUUUGUCACAACAGGCUGAUUCUGAGCAGUGCGCCAUGGAGUCUGACGAAGAUGACACACAAUCCCCUAGCUGUCACUGUGCCAUGUGUGAAACAGAUUAUAACGGUGAAAGUCGGUCCUGACCUGGAACUGCUGUCAACCAUCCAAACCAGUAAACAGUACUGGGGUAUAACAUGUCUGAACCCCUCAUUACUGGCUGCAGGUUCCAAAUCUCCUCCCUGUGUUGACAUCCUUGAUCUGACAGGAACCGUGCUGCACUCCAUCAGUCCAGACCUGUGUGGUAAAAGCAUAUUACAGUGUCCCAACUACCUGUGUACCACCAGGAAGGGAAACAUCCUGGUGUCUGAUGGGGCAACAAGAUGUGUCGUGUGUCUGACCCCCGAGGGUGAGAUAGUGUUCCAUUACAAACCGGCUGGAGAAAAAGCACUUAAGUGUCCUCAGGGUAUCACAAGCACCUGCAAGGGUGACAUCCUGGUGACAGACUUCUCUCUUAACAAAGUCAUCCAUCUGACCGAGUCAGGAGAGUUUGUGCGAGACAUACUGACAUCUGAAGAUGGUAUAGAGAAACCUCUGGGAGUGGAUGUAGAUGGGCGCAGUCAAAUGUAUGUUUGUCUGCAGAACCAAGAUGCUGUAAAGAUUUUCUUAAGUUGAUUCUGGACUGUGGAUAUCGAAGCUCUGUUUGGUAACCUUUGUAAGAAAUGAGCUAAAUUGGAUCAGGCGAUCAUUUUCUGACAAAAAUGGUUCUUACGAAUAUAGCUGUAAGCAGUAACAUAGGGCUCCUUACAUUAUCAUUGUUAAUCUUAAAUUAGGUUAAUCGUCUCCCAUUCAUAUAAUCAGAAAAGAAAUCAGCAAGGUAUAAAUAUAUCUGGUCAUUUACUGACAUGUUCUGCCAUUGCACUUCAAACCCGAAAAAGUAAACGAAGUGGCCCCUUUAGUUUAGAGAACUGAAUCACUGGACUCUGAAGAAGAUACUAAUGUUAUUGGAACCUGUGCUUAGAUUGUUUCAUAGUUCAGAUUCAGAAUGUAAGAAAACAAUUCAUACUUCCAUGUUUUGUGUUGUCUCACUUCCGGUUUAAGAAGUAAAUCCUUCCAGCAUUAAAACC
Haliotis rubra (blacklip abalone) is the source of this 2621-nucleotide messenger RNA. RefSeq lists its product as uncharacterized. Bases 706 to 2169 code for a protein of 487 amino acids. Gene Ontology annotation, molecular function: protein binding; ubiquitin protein ligase activity; zinc ion binding. The transcript is spliced from 3 exons. Lineage: Eukaryota; Metazoa; Mollusca; Gastropoda; Lepetellida; Haliotidae. The record is from RefSeq and is a predicted model, not a curated record. Gene Ontology annotation, biological process: proteasome-mediated ubiquitin-dependent protein catabolic process; protein polyubiquitination.